UCGGAGAAUGAUGUACUUCUCUCUACUGCUCAACUUAGAACAUUGGCUCUUUUUUUCCGGAAAGCCGAAAGAAAUGUCCAGUUGGACCCGUUCCCGAAGCAGGAGGCCAGGAAGGAAGCAGCUUCCAGCUUGAGUUGAGGUUGAGGAUUCAUGCCAUUCCGGUCCGACUGGAUAGACCGGAAGGGUACAAGGUUGGUUGAGGUCCUGACCGGUGUAUCACAACCGUCUGAUCUCUGACAAACGCACACGUGAUGUGUGAGACUGAGAACAUCUCAGAAGGCCAGAACGGCAAAAUCAACCAAUAAAACCCCCCUUAAAAAAUUUUUCCUAUUUCUAAUUCCAUUCUUCCUCAGACUUCGGUCUUCCCGUCUUUCCAAUUCCAGCACCCACAACCACACUCCACCACCACUUGAAAAGCAGAGCUCUCUCUCUCUUCGGUUUUCUUUUUUGGUCACUCUCUCGUUGUUGGGUAUCUCUCUCCGAUUCCUCAGUGGUUUGUCUGGUUUGUGCAAGACUGAGGUUUUGCAUCUUAAGAAUCUGUAUAUGGCUCGCCUGCUGCUUCUUUUGCUUUUGGCUGUCUCUCUUGUUACUGCUGAAGAUGCUUUUAUUGGUGUCAACAUUGGCACAGCCCUUUCUGAUAUGCCAGACCCAACUCAGGUGGUGGCCCUGCUAAGAGCCCAGCAGAUUCGGCAUGUAAGGCUGUAUGAUGCUGACCGUGCGAUGCUCCUCGCACUUGCCAAUACUGGCAUCCGUGUCACUGUCUCUGUCCCAAAUGAUCAACUACUUGGUGUAGGUCAGUCUAAUGCCACCGCAGCCAACUGGGUUGCUCGCAAUGUUGUUGCACAUGUCCCUGCCACUAACAUCACAGCCAUUGCGGUUGGAUCUGAGGUCCUCACAACUCUUCCAAAUGCAGCCCCUGUUCUUGUCUCUGCCCUGAAGUUCAUCCAUUCUGCCCUAGUUGCCUCAAACCUUGAUAACCAGAUCAAAGUCUCUACACCACAUUCAUCUUCCAUCAUCCUUGACUCAUUCCCUCCUUCCCAGGCCUUCUUCAAUCAUUCAUGGAACCCAGUCAUGGUCCCCUUGCUCAAGUUCUUACAGUCCACAGGAUCAUACCUCAUGCUUAAUGUCUAUCCUUAUUAUGACUACAUGCAAUCAAAUGGAGUUAUCCCAUUGGAUUAUGCACUCUUCCGCCCCCUCCCACCAAAUAAAGAAGCAGUUGAUGCAAACACAUUGCUCCACUAUACCAAUGUUUUUGAUGCCAUAGUGGAUGCAGCCUACUUUUCCAUGGCUGAUCUUAACAUCACAAAUGUUCCCAUUGUAGUAACUGAGUCAGGGUGGCCUUCCAAGGGUGACAACAAUGAACCAGAUGCCACCCUUGACAAUGCCAACUCAUACAACAGCAAUCUGAUCAGGCAUGUGCUCAACAACACUGGGACACCCAAGCACUCUGGAGUUCCAGUUAGUACCUACAUUUAUGAGCUCUACAAUGAGGAUCUGAGUCCUGGACCACUCUCAGAGAAGAACUGGGGACUGUUUGACGCCAAUGGCAUACCAGUUUAUAUCCUGCACCUAACAGGCUCCGGAAUGGUGUUGGCAAAUGACACAACAAACCAGACAUAUUGUAUUGCAAGGGAUAGUGCUGAUCCAAAGAUGGUUCAGGCUGCACUGGAUUGGGCCUGUGGUCCUGGAAAGGUGGAUUGCUCUCCUUUAUUGCAGGGGCAGCCGUGCUAUGAACCUGACACAGUUAAUGCUCAUGCAACCUAUGCUUUUAAUGCAUAUUAUCACCAGAUGGAGAUGGCUUCUGGGACUUGUUACUUCAAUGGUGUGGCUACAAUCACCACCACAGACCCAAGUCAUGGUUCCUGUAUUUUUCUGGGAAGUGGUGGCAAGAAUGGUACUAUUAAUGGCACGUUACUCGCCCCAUCUUCAAAUUCGACAGCCUCUGGAUCACCCUCACGGAUUCUCUAUGGCAGCUUUACUACAAGCAUUCUGCUCUCUGUGGUUCUACUUUGGAGCGUGCUUCUCUUGUAGGGCAGUACAUGGCUUUUCUUCUUCAAUAUAUGGUGUAUACUCUCUCGACCUCAACAUCCUUCUGUAACUUUUGGGACGGUUCCUUGCUGGUGGGAACCCUGCAGAAUACCCGAUUUUGGCUCCUCAGAAAGGAGAGAAAGGGAGCAGUGAGGCAGUUCAAAUUCAAUAGGCUUUCACCAAACUGAAAAGGCUUGUUUGGUUUAUCCAACCUCCACUUCACUAGGCUUUCACUCAUUACAUUCAUUGAAUUGAAUUUUGAUGAUUCAUUGCUCCAUUCCAUUCCCCAACCUUGGUAACUUCUGGAUAUGUAUGGAUACUGAUGAUACAUAUACACAUACGUUAAAGCAGUGCAAAUUUUAACUGGAUAUAAAUUUUGCACCUGAUUCAGUUUUGCAUCCA
Molecule: messenger RNA, 2430 nt
Organism: Nelumbo nucifera (sacred lotus)
Lineage: Eukaryota; Viridiplantae; Streptophyta; Magnoliopsida; Proteales; Nelumbonaceae
Product: glucan endo-1,3-beta-glucosidase 3-like
Biological process (GO): carbohydrate metabolic process
Molecular function (GO): hydrolase activity, hydrolyzing O-glycosyl compounds
Source: RefSeq, a predicted model, not a curated record